Messenger RNA from Fraxinus pennsylvanica, 2034 nucleotides. Lineage: Eukaryota; Viridiplantae; Streptophyta; Magnoliopsida; Lamiales; Oleaceae. The record is from the annotation of a GenBank genome assembly.
AUGGUUCAAUACAAUUUUAAAAAGAUUACUGUGGUUCCCACCGGAAAGGACUUCAUCGAUAUCAUUCUCUCCCGCACCCAACGUCAAACACCGACUGUUGUUCAUAAGGGAUAUGCCAUCUCACGCAUCCGUCAGUUUUACAUGCGUAAAGUAAAAUAUACGCAGCAAAACUUUCAUGAUAAGCUUUCCACCAUUAUUGAGGAGUUUCCCCGGCUUGAUGAUAUCCACCCUUUCUACGGUGACCUCCUACACGUUCUGUACAACAAAGACCAUUACAAGCUUGCUCUUGGCCAAAUCAAUACUGCUAGGAACCUGAUUGGUAAGAUUGCAAAGGACUAUGUCAAAUUGUUGAAGUAUGGAGAUUCUCUAUAUAGAUGCAAGUCCUUGAAGGUUGCUGCUCUAGGCCGUAUGUGUACUGUCAUUAAACGAGUUGGCCCUAGUUUGGCUUAUCUUGAACAGAUAAGACAACACAUGGCGAGGCUUCCUUCAAUUGAUCCAAAUACACGGACAAUCUUGAUUUGUGGGUACCCCAAUGUUGGCAAGAGCUCAUUUAUUAACAAAAUUACAAGGGCCGAUGUGGAUGUACAGCCUUAUGCUUUCACCACAAAAUCACUGUUUGUUGGUCACACUGACUACAAAUAUCUACGUUACCAAGUGAUAGACACUCCAGGGAUUUUGGACAGACCAUUUGAGGAUCGUAAUAUCAUUGAAAUGUGCAGCAUUACUGCUCUUGCCCAUUUAAGGGCUGCCGUGUUGUUUUUCCUUGAUAUUUCUGGAUCUUGCGGGUACAGCAUUGCGCAGCAGGCGGCUCUUUUUCACAGCAUUAAGUCAUUGUUCAUGAACAAACCAUUGAUCAUAGUCUGCAACAAGACUGACUUACAGGCAUUGGAAGGGAUCUCCGAAGACGAUAUGAAGCUGGUCAUGGAGAUGAAAUCAGAAGCUAUGAAAACUUUGAUAGGUCAAGGGGGUGAGCCGGCAAACGACGAGGGUGUGCUCUUGACUAUGAGCACUUUGACUGAGGAGGGUGUUAUUGCGGUGAAGAAUGCAGCUUGUGAGAGGCUGUUGGAUCAGAGGGUGGAAUUAAAAAUGAAGUCGAAAAAGUUGAAUGAUUGCCUGAACCGCUUCCAUGUUGCAAUGCCUAAACCACGUGACCAGAAGGAAAGGCCACCCUGUAUACCUGAGGCUGUCUUAGAAGGUAAAGCCAAGAAAGCGGAGCAAGCUGCAGAGAAGCAGAAGAAGCUGGAGAAGGAUCUAGAGAAUGAGAAUGGAGGUGCAGGUGUAUACUCUGCAAGUUUGAGAAAGCAUUAUAUUUUAGCAAAUGAUGAAUGGAAAGAAGACAUCAUGCCUGAAAUUCUUGAUGGGCACAAUGUAUACGAUUUCGUUGACCCUGAUAUAUUACAAAGGCUUGAAGAAUUGGAGAGAGAAGAAGGCAUGCGGCAAGAACAAGAAGCAGAUGAUGAUUUUGAGAUGGAUGGGGCUGAACUGACCCCUGAAGAGCAAAAGGCACUGGCAGCAAUUAGAAAGAAGAAAAGCUUACUCAUUCAACAGCACAGGAUUAAGAAGAGCACUGCAGAGAGCCGACCGACUGUACCCAGAAAAUUCGAUAAAGACAAACAGUUUACGUCAGAAAGGAUGGGAAGACAGUUAUCAACUUUGGGACUUGAUCCAACUCUGGCAAUCAACCGUGCUCGUAGCAAGUCUAGGGGUCGUAAGAGGGAGAGAUCAAUUGACAGGGGUGAUCAAAAUGGUACCGAUGAUAUGGACGUGGAUGGUAACCAACCAAAUAAGAAGCUGCGGUUGAGGUCGAGAUCCCAGUUGAGGUCGAGGUCAAAAUCACGGCCACCGUAUGAAGUGGUUCCAGGAGAGGGCUUGAAAGAUUCUGCUCAGAAGAAGAAGGCUAUAAAACUGGCAGAAAAAUCUCACAAGAAGAGGAACAAAGAUGCUCGCAAAGGAGAGGCAGACAGAGCGCUAGUAGCAUCCAGGGAGGGUUCAUACUUCACCAUGUUGUGCUGGAAGUUGCAUCGAAAGCUUUGA